Messenger RNA from Suncus etruscus (white-toothed pygmy shrew), 2364 nucleotides. It is a transcript of the gene CCDC175, whose product is annotated as coiled-coil domain containing 175. The coding region runs from base 1 to 2364 and encodes 787 amino acids. The transcript has 18 exons. The record is from RefSeq and is a predicted model, not a curated record. Lineage: Eukaryota; Metazoa; Chordata; Mammalia; Eulipotyphla; Soricidae.
AUGGCGUCGGGCAGAAGCACCAGGAUGGGCCUGCGGUCCCCGGCUCUGGAGCUGGCCUCCACCGAGAAGAGGCCGCCGGGCAUCGGCGUCUCCACCAGCCAGUCCCUGGAGCUCUGCUCCUACCCGGUGACCCUGGGCUGCCAGGUGGCCACCAAUGCGCUGGAGCAGCUCUUUGGUGUGGAAAAAAUGCUGCAAGAUGACUAUUUUAAAUGCAAUGAAGAAGCUAAGGCCUUUCUUAAGGAUGUUGCUGUAGCCGUUAAGAAAUUGGAACAAAUGAGAAAAGACACCAUUGACCUUUUGGAAAUAGAAAGCAUGGAACUUAGCAGACUGUAUUUUCUAUUGAGAACGGUUCCCGGUCAAUUUUACAUAGAAUUGGAAGAGUGUGUCAGAGAUGCUCGAAGCUUAAAUCUUUUUGAGAUAAGUGGAUUAAAAAAGAAAAGUUUUCAUUUGGAUUGUGAAGAAAGGUUUCUGAGGAAAAAAAUAAAUGAACUUCAAGAAGUAAAUGAAAAUCUGGGUGAAAGGCAAGAAAAUCUAGCAAAUGAACACCAACAGAUAGUUGUGGAAAUCAACUCUCUGAUGGAAGAAAAAGCCAUGAUGACUGUUUCCAUUAAUGAUAUUUUUGUUAAAAUAAACUCAGCAAAAGAAUUACUAGAGUCACAAAAACGAUGUUAUAAAAAUGUUACUGAUGAAUUAGAAGAAGAAAAAAACAAAAUUUUGCAAAAGAAAAAAAUAUUGACUGAUGAGAUUAAUGAAAUGAAAAAACUCCACGAGAAAAAGAAAGAGGAAAGUUAUCAACUGAAAAGAAAAUUUCAAAGAUUAACACGCAAAAUGUCAGAAGUAAAAGAUAUGGAUAAUGCCUUCAAAGUGAGUCUACAACGUUACCCAGAAUGCGGUGGAAUUGUUGUAAAUAAACAAGUCAAAGGCAAGAUUCUUGCCCAAAAAAUCAAUGUUAGAAUUGAGCAUAUUAAGCACUCUCAAAGUCUAGACAGCUUCCUGAAGCGGGUGAAGGAAAAUGAUCAAAAAAACGAGGAAGCCAAAGAGGAAAGGACCCAAUUGGGUUCAGUUGCAGUACCUGCAAAGAAGCACACUUUAAAUGAAAAGCUCUUAAUAUUUAUAACUGAGAAAGAAAACUUCCUCAUAAAAAGGAAAGUUGACAUAAAAAAUAUAGAAGACGGAAUCAUCACGCUCAAUGAACUUUUAACAGCCACAACAGAUUUAUACCGAAAAGAAAUAAGAGACCUGUGUGAAAAACUGCAAAAGGAAUAUCAGAGACGAUAUUUCAUUAAGUGGAGAAUAUUUAGUACUCAAAAGAAAGUUGCAGUUUGGCUAGCACAGCAAAGAAUGGAGCUAGAAAGUCUAGUAAAUGAAAUUUAUUUAUUACAUGAAGUUCAAAAUAAUUUACAAGUACAGAUCAAAGUUAGAGACAAAGAGAUCAGUGACUUUUUGGUAACUAUUGAAGAAAUUACAAUGAAGUUAAUAGAAGAUGAAAAAAACUAUGUUUCUGAGGAAAGUAUGUUAACUGAAGAGUUAGCAAAAUUUCAGAAAAUAUAUGUUGAGGAAAAGCGCAGUGCUAGAACAUUUGAAGCCAUACUACAGGAUUGCCUCCCAUGUCUCCAAGAGGUGGAAAUGGAGUUUAUGGAUAAAUACAAAUUACACGAAGAGCUUGAAGUCGCUCUUGCAGAACGACAGCAGGAAUAUUGCAUACUGAGAAGUUAUAUUAGUCAAUCUGAAAAAGAAUAUUCCAGAGUUUCAAGCAAUAUGGAAACAGUGAAGCAAGAAUUGCAUUUAUUAAGAGAUCAAGAGCUUCAUAAGAUCAGAACUCAUUUUGAAAUUAUAAAGCACUUAGAAAAUGAAAUCUUUGUAAAUGAUAUUAAGACAGAUGCUUUGCUCCUGGAAAACGAAAACUUAAAACAAUAUAUUGAUUAUAUAAAGCGUAUAAUAGAGCAAUACAAAAACAAAAGAGAACAACUCGUAGAAACCACAAGAGAACAAUCGAAGGAACUGGAAGUUCAGCAAGCAUAUUAUUUGGAGUUGUGGAAUGAAUAUCAGUUCACAGUUAAGGAACUGAUCAAAGAAGGUGAUGAGGUCUUGGAAGAAAUAAAAAGCCUGACCAAAAAGGUGAUGGUUAGAGAUGAAAAAAUUGCUAUUAUUAAUAAAACGCUACAACAGACUCUUGAUGACUUGCGUGCUAUUAUGGAAAUGGAAGUGAAAGAGAAACAUUUGGACCUGGACACCGAACUUUGGGUUCUGUUUUUGACAGUAGCCUCUGGUGGGAGGGAGCACUGUGAUCUCCUGACCACACUGGGACACUCUUUCACUUCUCCACCUGCAAUCAAAGGCUGCUACUUCAAAAUGGAACAGUAA